AUGUCUAAUACUAAUCCUCUUAAUUCUUUAGACUCUUCACAUCUAUCAGAUGAUCCUUCUGCCAAUCCUUCUAAUGAUUCUUCAAACCCAUUUUUCCUUCAUCCUAGUGAUAAUCUAGGAUCUUUGUUGGUUUUUGAAAAUUUUGCAGGAGAUAACUAUGUUGCCUGGAGUCAGUCAAUCACUAUUGCUCUCAUUGUCAAGAACAAGAAAACCACUACUUCCUUUAUAGCUCUACUUGUCUAUGUAGAUGAUGUUAUUCUAGCAGGUGAUAAUCUUAUAGAAAUUCAACAGCUCAAAUCAUUUCUACAUGAUGAAUUUACAAUCAAAGAUUUGGGACAACUCAAAUAUUUUCUGGGACUGGAGGUAGCAAGAUCACGAUCUGGCAUUUCUCUUUGUCAAAGGAAAUAUGCUUUAGACAUACUUCAAGAUACUGGUUUUUUAGGAUCCAAACCAGCUUCUUUUCCAAUGGAAUCAAAUAUCAAACUCAAUACAGCUGAUCCCAAUGUUCUUAGUCAAUUUCUUGCUAAACCUGCAAUAUCUCAUCAUCAAGCUGCCAAUCGUGUUCUUUGGUAUUUAAAAGCAACACCAGGCCAAGGAUUAUUUUUUCCUUCAUCUUCUAAUUUACAAUUGAAGGCUUUUUCUGACAGUGAUUGGGCAGGUUGUCCGGAUACCAGAAGAAGUGUCACUGGUUUUGCUGUUUUUCUCAGAGAUUCAUUAAUUUGCUGGAAAUCCAAGAAGCAGCCCACAGUUAGCAGAUCAUCUGCUGAAGCAGAAUAUAGAGCUCUUGUAGCCACAACAUGUGAAGUACAAUGGUUACUCUUUGCUCUUCAAGACCUUAACGUUGCUCAUCCUCCACUAUCAUUGUUAUAUAUGGAUAGUAAAUCAGCUUUGUCAAUUGCCACUAACCCAGCUCCUGAAACACAUGUGUUGCUGGCCAAGCCUACUCAGUUCAGAUUUUCCAAAGAUGAUACAAUGGUCAUACGAUUGAUAAAUGUUUUCAAUUACAUGGUUAUCCUCCUGGUUGGACUAAACCUAAAGGGAAAAGAAAUUCUUCUUCUACACAUGCUGAUAUCAAAACUGAAGAAAUUUCCAAUCAACAAAGUACUGAGGAUCAAAGGAUCAGUUUAA
Malania oleifera is the source of this 1128-nucleotide messenger RNA. RefSeq lists its product as uncharacterized. The record is from RefSeq and is a predicted model, not a curated record. NCBI's taxonomy places the organism in Eukaryota, Viridiplantae, Streptophyta, Magnoliopsida, Santalales, Ximeniaceae. The transcript is spliced from 3 exons. The coding region runs from base 1 to 1128 and encodes 375 amino acids.